AUGGCUGGCUUGCUCUUUGGCAUCUGCAUUGGAAAUUGGCUCCUUUGCGAUUUUUCCCUGUGUAAAGAGUGCCAUAGUGGCUGCCUCUGCGCACACCUGCAUUACUACAGAUAUCUGAAGAUUCCUCCAGUUUCAUUUCAGGGUCUGUUGACAUUCAGGGAUGUGGCCAUAGAAUUCUCUCAGGAGGAGUGGAAAUGCCUGGACGCUGCUCAGAGGACUCUAUACAGAGACGUGAUGCUGGAGAAUUACAGGAACCUGGUCUCCCUGGAUAUCUCUUCCAAAUGCAUGAUGAAGGAGUUCUCAUCAACAGCACAAGGCAAUACAGAGGUGAUCCACAGAGGGACAAUGCAAAGACGUGAACCUCAUCACAUUGGAGAUUUUUGCUUCCAGGAAAUGGAGAAAGAUAUUCGUGAUUUUGAGUUUCAGUGGAAAGAAGAUGAAAGAAAUAGCCAUGAAGCACCCAUGACAAAACUCAAAGAGUUGACGAGUAGUACAAACCGACAGGAUCAAACGCAUGAUGGAAACAAACCUAUUAAAGAUCAGCUUGGAUUAAACUUUCAUUUGCAUCUAUCUGAACUGCAUAUAUUUCAGCCCGAAGGGAAGAUUGGUAAUCAAGUUGAGAAGUCUAUCAACGACGAUUCCUUAAUUUCAACAUCCCAAAGCAUUGAGAAGUCUAUCAACAAUGCUUCUUCAUUUUCAACAGCCCAAAGAAUUUCUUGUAGGCCCAAAACCCAUAUAUCUAAUAACUAUGGGAAUAAUUUCCUGAAUUCUUCAUUACUCACACAAAAGCAGGAAGUACACAUGAGAGAAAAAUCUUUCCCAUGUACUGAAAGUGGCAAAGCCUUUAAUUAUAGCUCAGUCUUAAGGAAACAUCAGAUAAUCCCUUUAGGAGCGAAACAGUAUAAAUGUGAUGUGUGUGGCAAGGUCUUUAAUCAAAAGCGAUACCUUGCAUGUCAUCGUAGAUGUCACACUGGCGAGAAACCUUACAAGUGUAAUGAUUGUGGCAAGACCUUCAGUCAGGAGUUAACCCUUACAUGCCAUCGUAGACUUCAUACUGGAGAGAAACAUUACAAGUGCAGUGAGUGUGGCAAGACCUUCAGUCGAAAUUCAGCCCUUGUAAUUCAUAAGGCAGUUCAUACUGGAGAGAAAUCUUACAGGUGUAAUGAAUGUGGCAAGACCUUCAGUCAAACGUCAUACCUUGUAUACCAUCGUAGACUUCAUACUGGAGAGAAACCUUACAAAUGUGAAGAAUGUGACAAAGCUUUCAGUUUCAAAUCAAACCUUGAAAGACAUAGGAAAAUUCAUACUGGAGAGAAACCGUACAAGUGUAAUGAGUGCAGCAGGACCUUUAGUCGGAAGUCAUCCCUUACACGCCAUCGUAGGCUUCAUACUGGAGAGAAACCUUACAAGUGUAAUGAGUGUGGUAAGACCUUCAGUCAGAUGUCAUCCCUUGUAUACCACCGUAGACUUCAUACUGGAGAGAAACCUUACAAAUGUGAAGAAUGUGAUGAAGCUUUCAGUUUCAAAUCAAACCUUGAAAGACAUAAGAGAAUUCAUACUGGAGAGAAACCUUACAAGUGUAAUGAUUGUGGAAAGACCUUCAGUCAGACGUCAUCCCUUGUAUACCAUCGUAGACUUCAUACUGGAGAGAAACCUUACAAAUGUGAAGAAUGUGAUGAAGCUUUCAGUUUCAAAUCAAACCUUGAAAGACAUAGGAUAAUUCAUACUGGAGAGAAACUUUACAAGUGUAACGAAUGCGGCAAGACCUUUAGUCGGAAGUCAUCCCUUACACGCCAUCGUAGACUUCAUACUGGAGAAAAACCUUACAAGUGUAAUGAGUGUGGCAAAGCCUUUCGUGGGCAGUCAGCACUUAUUUACCAUCAAGCAAUCCAUGGUAUAGGGAAACUUUACAAAUGUAAUGAUUGUCACCAGGUCUUUAGUAAUGCUACAACUAUUGCAAAUCAUUGGAGAAUCCAUAAUGAAGAGAGAUCUUACAAGUGUAAUAGAUGUGGCAAAUUUUUCAGACAUCGUUCAUACCUUGCAGUUCAUUGGCAAACUCAUAGUGGAGAGAAACCUUACAAAUGUGAAGAAUGUGACGAAGCUUUUAGUUUCAAGUCAAACCUUCAAAGACAUAGGAGAAUUCAUACUGGAGAGAAACCUUACAGGUGUAAUGAAUGUGGCAAGACCUUUAGUUGGAAGUCAUACCUUACAUGCCAUCGUAGACUCCAUACUGGAGAGAAACCUCACAAGUGUAAUGAGUGUGGCAAGACCUUCGGUCGCACUUCAGCCCUUGUAAUUCAUAAGGCAAUUCAUACUGGAGAGAAACCUUACAAGUGUAAUGAGUGUGGCAAGUCCUUCAGUCAGAAGUCAUCCCUUACCUGCCAUUGUAGACUUCAUACUGGAGAGAAGCCUUACAAAUGUGAAGAAUGUGACAAAGUUUUCAGUCGCAAAUCAAGCCUUGAAAAACACAGGAGAAUUCAUACUGGAGAGAAACCAUACAAAUGUAAGGUUUGUGACAAAGCUUUUGGGCGUGAUUCACACCUGGCACAACAUACUAGAAUUCACACUGGAGAGAAACCUUACAAGUGUAAUGAAUGUG
Messenger RNA from Piliocolobus tephrosceles (Ugandan red Colobus), 2599 nucleotides. RefSeq names its product zinc finger protein 845-like. The record is from RefSeq and is a predicted model, not a curated record. The annotation marks the transcript as partial. Gene Ontology annotation, biological process: regulation of DNA-templated transcription. The transcript is spliced from 3 exons. NCBI's taxonomy places the organism in Eukaryota, Metazoa, Chordata, Mammalia, Primates, Cercopithecidae.